CACUUUGUCGCUCCCUAAACGCACAGGACGUGGUGUUAUCUCUGCACUUACGUAACACAAAGCAUCAGUCGGUUCCCGAGUCAAGGGCGAAAUUAAAACAAGCAUUUUUGAAAUCCAUUUUUUCUACAUCGUUGUUAAUCCCAGUGAUUUCUGAAGGGAUUACCGGACCAAUCAUGGUAGAGGGAACGCGGCUCGCCUGACGCUGCUCGGAUAGGAUGAUGGACGCACAGAGGGACUGGAAACAACAGCCACCUUUGGACCUGGAGAUGCUUUAAGAAAUCUUACUUUUAUUUACAUUUUCGAUUCGGAUUACAACGUUUUUUCCUGCCUUUUUCUUCUUUCUUUUUAUUCCCCCCAUCACACCGCAUGUUGGAAGUAGACCCGAGCUUGCGCGCUGCAACGUCUGCGUGGCUGCUUGGCGCAGGUUAUGUUAACAUGAAAGGCUUGAAAGGUCUCAGUAGCAGACAGCAGUUGCUUAUUCUCAUUCUGAAGGAUUAUCCUGUGCCCUGCAAAGUAAUCACAGGAUAAGGCAACGUGACUGAAUCCACAAUACAUAUCUGCCCCCACUGUAAGGAGCAGGAGACAGUAAAGACUCGGUCUGGACCUUUUCCCCAUGACCAGCAAAUGGAGGAAGAAAACACAUUUAAUAAUACUGACAAAAAAUUCAGCCCUGUACCUGCUGGGCUUCCCAUUAACUGGGGGCUCAUCACUGGCCCAGUUCCAGAACCAGUUUUCUCCGCUUCGUCCUUCAACACUUCACUCCCUCCUCAAAGUUCAGCCGUGCACGCGUUACAGACGAAGGUGAAGUCCCUCACUCAAAGAAAGACAAGAGGGAGAGACAGAGAGAAGGAAAGGGAAAGGCUGAGUCCAUCAGAACAAAGUCCAUCCGAAGUUUUUAUGCGGCACAGAGCCAGAGAAAGAGAACAGCUAUCUGUGCCGGCUCCUUCGUGGCAGUCAGGUGUCAAGAAGCACUUGAGCAGCAGUGAUGAAGAAGAGGAGGUAGAGGUGCAGGUCAGGCUACAGAUCCAUAGUCCACCAGUUGAUGUACAAAUAGAGCAUCAAGAACAAGAUGAUGAAAAUGAAAAAUUUGACAAAAAUGAGCACCAAAGUGGUUGUCAGCAAGGGCGAUCUCGUGGUUUCAAAAAGAGCGCCAGUCUGGAAAGUCUUCUCUCUGACAACUCUAGAAGGAAGGACAACCCAUCGCCUCCUCCACCAUCAACUUUGCUCUCCUCUUCCUCUGCUUCCAACAAUUCUGCUUCCACUUCAAGCUUGUCCUCAGCAAAACACUGGGCACCUCCAAAGGGCUUCUGGAGAAUUGCACGUCCAGAAACCUUGCUCCUAAGUGGUGUUGCCCCAGAUAACAUCUCUUCUAGUUUACCUCUAAAGGACUACACUCAGGUAGAAGAACGCACAGAGCCUCGGAGGAAAUUAGAACAACCUGAAUCAAGCAGCAGAAAGGAAGCCAGAAGUGGGUUGGAUGACAUCAAUGCAUCUUCAGAACUGAAACAGACAGGGAGUGAGGAGUGCCACCUGGACAGAUGGAAGCAAAGGGAGUCAGAUUUGGCUGAACCCGUCAAAGAACUGUGCAACUCAGACUCCUGGGAGAGCAUCACUUCGCUACCUUCCCAGAGCGGAGUGCUCUGUGCUGAUUUGAAGCUUCGGGUGAAGGAGAGGGCCUACGCAAAGUUGAGGGAACGACAACAAAACUGCAGGGAGGAACAAGAUCAGUGUGAAGGAGAAAGUGUGGGCUACUGUGGAGACAUAUCAUACAGAGUGGAUUAUAAAGUUUCAGGUAGCCACAGUGUUUUGGACAACACCAACACUGCCUUUCUUGCUCAAGAACUUGAGCCCUAUUUAAGGUCACUUCUUGUAAUUGGAGAUGAACUACCUCUAAGCCCAAGACACGAGGAAGCCAAGCGUCUUCUGGAGCGUGCAAGACUCAAAGCUCGCUCCAGUCACAUUAAAGGCGAUCGCCCCAGACGCUCCCAUUCGGAUCAGAGGUCCUCUGUUAAAAAACACCAUAGUGAAUCAUCAUGUCCAACCACAGUACAGAAAGCUGUUCAAACCAAAGAGGAUCUUUCAACCCAGACCGUCUCGGGCCCCUUCCUUGUCCCGCUGCGCAGAGAAACUUCCCCCACCGACCAAACAGGCCGUCCCAGGCGUCACGGUUGUUCACCGACACGUGUACGUUUCGAGGAUGAAUCAGAGAAAGAAGCGGAGUCUCGCUAUUUGGACAGAGUGAAACAGCGAGAAAGGCCAGGGAUGCCAAAGUUCAAGAGUAAGGAGAGCAAUACAGAUUCCAGCAGCAGUGGUUCAGAGAGGAGCAGAGGCCACAGAAGCGUCUCUAUGCCCCCUCCUCCCAAGCAAAAUGAGGUGUCAAAAAGUGAAGAAACGGCUACAGUUGUUAAAGAAAUAAUAGUGCUGGUCAAGAAAUGUGAAGCGUGUGGCUCAGUAGUCCGAGAACAGCAGCCUGCGUCCACGCUAGAUCCACAGAGCAGUGAGCCGCAGCAGGCAGGCAGCACAGAGGACAUACGGGGAAAAGCCACUCCUCGCUGGGUACCUUUAAACAAACCAGAUACAAGCACUCGUCCUAAAGCUUCACUCACUGUCACAUUUGCUGGGGCGUAUGUGUUGGGGGAAAACAAAGAGACAAGUUCAGGGUGGAAGUCUUCUGGAUUUGGCAAACUUAGGAGAAGGAGCAGGAAAGGAGAAAGUAGAUUGGAGUCUGGCCACGGCCCUUACGGCCCGUCAUGGGCUCAGCGACGUAACUCAAAUCCACGGAACAGAGUCAACUUGUGCAGAACCGUUUCAUUCGCACCUGGCAGUCCCAUUACCCUGGAGCCACACUCACAGCCGCCCUCGGGUGAGCCAAGAGAGUCACCUACCCCAUCGUUGCCCAUAAAGUCAGCCCUGAAGUCAAGCUCGAGGAACCGUUCUGCUGCAGGGCAGUCCUCAGUUCAGUUUCAGAUGUCAUCAAGUCAGGGAGAUGGUGGAUCGCCGCCCCUCCUGGACUCUUCAGAGACAUCUGCGUCCCUGAGCCAAGGGGGAACAGCAUCAAGCAACCAAGUACCCUGUGCCAGACCCACUACUUUAAGAUACUCUCCAGCUAGAAUCCCUGCAGAUCUACCAUCUGCUGACCUCUGGGAAACCACUCCAGAUGCAGCAGGUCUGAGUGGAGACUCUGGUUUUGGUUUGGACAGCCGCUCUGUGCGAGGCCCGGGUUUGUCGAGGGCUGAGGACCUCAGAGCCGAACUGCUGCGAGCAGAACAUCUGAAAGCUGAGGCCUUAUGGGAGGAGAACAGUGAUGGUUCUAGAAAACUCGAUGGGAGGCCAAAGCUGUUCCUGCGUCGCUUCUUCUCCUCCAUCGGUCUGAACAGCGUUGGCAGACUUGUGAAAGGAGGUCGCUCCAGUAGUAUGGAACAGCUGAGUAUCCCUUCAGCUCCCCGAGCAAACUCAGCUUCACCGAGUCCUACACGCAGACCCCAGCCCUCCAUUCGUAUACAGAGGACACCGUCUCUGCAGACCCUCCACACGGUGCUGCCGCUGGCCCAGCUGCGUAAAGCCUCUUCGGUGCAAAGUUUGGAGAGAAGAACAGAGCGGUCAACUAUUCUUGGAGAGGUGCAGAUACCAUAUGGCCUGGCACCCAGCCCAGAUAGCCCACAGCUUGAGCUUCACAGGACUUUGAGUGUGGAGGACGUGCUUGUCACUAGAAUAGUGCGUCCGCUGGGCCGUGUGACCCAGGCUUUUCCGGAUGGGUCCCUCCUACUGGAGCUCAUUAAACCACCAAAUGGUCCCUUUGGUUUUGUGAUUUCAAGAGGAAAAGGUCGUCCAGACACAGGUGUUUAUGUUGAAAAAGUGGGCGAUGGCAGUGGAGAGGGCCCGUAUGUCGGCCUCCUCGGUGUUGGGGAUGAAAUUCUGCAGGUGAAUGGAGAAGCAGUGGCUGGGCUUAGUUUGGAUCAAGUAACUCGACUCAUGACUCGAGACAGCACUGCUUCUCUGCGGAUUCUGCCAGCCCGACGCAAUCAGCGCUGACAGGCAGGACAGCACGCCUCACAGAUGCUUCUUCCAGCAACAAACUGACUGAUGAACGGACUGAACAAAUGAAUUUAUUUUGUAAAACAGUGAACUGAGGAAAUAGAUGCACCCAAAGGAGUUAGAUAUUGUUUUGCUGUUUAUUGUACAAACAAAAAGCAGAAUAAUGGGAAACGUGUGAUAUCUAUGGAUUUUAAACUUAUUUUUGUGAUUAGAAUGAAUCAAAUGCAUAAUUGUUUUUUAGCUCUGGACAUGAUGCAAUUUUGACACACAUUUAAAUCUGUAAGAUCUUGCUUCUAUUGUAAAGUUUUUAAAAAAGUAAUUUAUUUUCGCCCAUAGACUCCUUAGCUAAAAACAUAUGAAAAACUAAAUCUUUUUAAAAACGA
Molecule: messenger RNA, 4418 nt
Organism: Oryzias latipes (Japanese medaka)
Lineage: Eukaryota; Metazoa; Chordata; Actinopteri; Beloniformes; Adrianichthyidae
Source: RefSeq, a predicted model, not a curated record